Rhinopithecus roxellana (golden snub-nosed monkey) is the source of this 523-nucleotide messenger RNA. RefSeq names its product circumsporozoite protein-like. The transcript has 2 exons. The coding region runs from base 1 to 429 and encodes 142 amino acids. NCBI's taxonomy places the organism in Eukaryota, Metazoa, Chordata, Mammalia, Primates, Cercopithecidae. The record is from RefSeq and is a predicted model, not a curated record.
AUGAGUCACUACAAUGGCACGAGUUCAACUCACACUCUUUAUUCUCCAGCCCUGUACCAUGUGGAUUCACUCACGUCAACCCCAGACUCCACCUUGCAGGGAGGAGCGCACGAGGAGGCGGGGGGAGGAGGCCGCGGAGGAGGAAGAGGCGCAGGAGGGGAGGAGGCGGGCGCAGCUCUUCCCUCCCAGCCCCGACUCCCGGCCGCGCUGACGCCAGCCGCGCACCCCGCGCGAGGAAGCCAGGCGGUAGCCCGGGCGGGAGCGGGCGGCCCGCACGGUUCGGGGGCGCCGAGGCAGCCCCGGCCCUCCCCCGCCCCCCGCUCACCCCCCGGGCCCAGCGCCCUUGGUCUGUUCCAUUGGCGCACGUUGCCAAAGAUGGUCAUUUGCGUUAGAGGACGUGUAGGGCAGAGAAAAGGCUUUACCUGCUGAUGAACAGGGAUCCACUCCUGGGGAAGAAGCAAGUAUGACUUUCUCUCCCGUGGCUUUAUGCGACCUCCUUGAAAUUCCACGAGCAACCCUCCCA